AUGCACGAUGAACAAUCAUUGGUUCAUGAUCUAAUUGAUCUUGACAUAGCUGUUCACAUCAGUCCAGCUCAAUUAUCUACGAAAAUUGCUGAAAAAACUUCUGAAGCAUCACGCCAAUUAUCUAACAAGUCUCAACAGCAAUCUGCAAAGUCAAAGAAAAAAAUACCAGAAAAAAGCGUAUCUAAAGUCUUAAAAGCUUCAAUAUCAUCUUCAACUGGUAAACCUGAUGCAAUGAUCACAGAUUUUCCAUCAAUAUCACCCAAACAUACAGCAAUUUACAAUGAAGGUAUCAAGCGUAAGAAACUGGAAGCUUUUGAUGAUUCACAAACAAAACAUAUUAAAAUCAAUUCAAAUGCUCAAUCCAUUCUCAAGAAAAUAGUCAAAGAGCAGCUAAAGCAAUGCAUAAUGAUUAAUACUCUACAAGAAAGCAAUGAUGAAUUAAAAUAUGAGAUCUUUGAAAAUCGCAAGCUUUUACAAAACAUUCUUACUAUUUUAACAUCAAGAUCACUAACCACGAUUAAUGAAUUAACAUAA
This is a messenger RNA of Funneliformis caledonium, 534 nucleotides long. The record is from the annotation of a GenBank genome assembly. NCBI's taxonomy places the organism in Eukaryota, Fungi, Glomeromycota, Glomeromycetes, Glomerales, Glomeraceae.